UGGUCCUGCUGGCUUUUUUAUUAUUUAUUUUUAGGUAAGGAGACAGAAUAAAGUGUCUCAACUCGUUAGUGUUGGUGUAUAUGUCUCGCUGGACUGGUGAAUAGAGGGCAGAUAUGUCACUUUGAGUACACGCAGCAGUCAAAACAGCGUCAGUUAUAUAAAAUUUAUUGUGAAGAGCCGCAAAUAAAAACAUGGCCAGUAUGUUCACUGAACACACCAAGGAGAGCGACGUUGUCCUGAUCGUCGAAGGAAAUAGGCUACACGUCAGUAAAACCGUUCUGUCAUUGGCGUCUCCGGUUUUCAAGACAAUGUUCGAGUCCGAGUUUAAAGAGAAGACUGCCAAAGAAAUCCCGCUUCCCGGAAAGAAAUGUGCGGACGUGGUGCAGUUUUUGCUUUGUAUAUACCCGAACACGACGAACGCGAUCAACGCCAGCAACGUGGACUCCGUCUUGCCCCUGGCAGACGAGUACCAGGUGAACCAUCUCAAACGACGGUGUGGGGAAUAUCUGCUGUCGUCGUGUCAGUUCGAGGAACGCCCGAAACCCACGCACGACCACCUCCUGCACACGAUCUUCCUGGCAGACCGGUACGACCUGAAGGGAGCGCUGUCACGCGCGCUGGACCUGGCCAUUUAUCGCCCUUACCACAUCCUGAAGGACUUCGAGAACUUCGGCGACAUCAGCCUGGAGACGAAAUCCGAGCUCCAGUCGAGACGCCUGCAGCUAAUUGAGAGUCUCGCCAUGUCGCUCCACCAGACGAUCGGGCCGCUGGUGCCGAAGGUCCACGACACGUUUGAGGGAUUCCACGGCUGCCACACCUUCCACAAGGGACGAAGAUCGUCCGGAUACUGCAACGAAUGUCUGGCGGACUUGGCCGAGCCCAUUCUCGAGAAGUUGGAAGAACUCGGUCGCAAAGUGGACACGUGUGAAAGAUUGUCCGAGGUGUUCGGCAGCUGGGAGACUAUGUAAACCUAGUGGGAUAUGUUGUCCUGUCUGUGGGAAAAGUGCAUUUAAAAGAUCCUUUGCUUUUAAUGGAAAAAUGUAGCGGGUUUCCUCUUAACACUGUGUGACAGGAUUACCAAAUGUUUGGCAUCCAAUAUCUGUUGAUUAAUCUACGUGCUGUAGUUGUCUUACUAAGCAAAAUAAACUUUAACUUAAAAUCUACUGUUAAAUUGCAAAAUAUUAUUAACUAGAAAAAAAAAAAAACAAGUGGAAUAUGACCGCUGACUCCAUUAUUGUUGAACAAUAACUAAAAAACAUUAACUUAAUUAUUUUUGCAUGGAGCAGAUCUUGUAAUGUAGAAAUCAUCCUGAGAUAGUAAAUGUACGUAUGCAAUAAAACGUUUUCAAAAUA
Molecule: messenger RNA, 1352 nt
Organism: Gigantopelta aegis
Lineage: Eukaryota; Metazoa; Mollusca; Gastropoda; Neomphalida; Peltospiridae
Product: speckle-type POZ protein-like
Exons: 1
Coding region: 192-968 (258 amino acids)
Molecular function (GO): protein binding
Source: RefSeq, a predicted model, not a curated record